GAACGAAGGGGAAAAGAGGGCUUGGAGUAGCUAUCGCCGCGGUGAAAAAAAGUGGACCUUCGAGCCGGCUGAAUGUGAGAAAUUGGGGUGGGCUCGGGGAUGUGCGAAGACGAAUGCGCCAAAGAUAAGAGCCAGUUCUGAAGAGGCAAGCAAGCACUGAUCCUUGAACUCUGUUAUCCUAGCGAGGAAAGAGAGAAAGCGGCUUCCACGUGCGCGGUGAUAAAAUCGAGUGCGUGAUUCAAAAGAUCUCAUCAGUGAAAAAUAUUGCCGGUGCGAUCUCUUCUUGAUCCCCGAGAACUAUUAAGAUCUUGAAGAAUCGAAUCUGAGAGUUUUUGAAAAAAUCUCGAGAGAUCGCAAUAAAUCGUGAUCGCCGUCGCGAUAAAAAAUUCAUCUUAAAAACAAGGUGAAGAAUGAUCGCGUUAAAUAAUCUUUCCGAGAAAAUUAACUAGACACACAAUCGGGACGAAGAAUCCUGUUACGUUCGGUCAUCCUGCAACCCGGUUGAAGGAAGUGCUGCGGGUGAGCCGGUGGGGUUAACGGUGAUGGCAUGAAGACAUUAGUAAGGACGUGCUGCGGGUCCAGCGAGGAGGAGGAUGAGGAUGGUGGUGGGCAUGAUGGUCCUUGGUCAGCUACUGACGAGGAUUCUGCUCGCGGCCCACGCAGGGGAUCGCCUCGCGGCAGCUCGCAGAAUUCUCAGAGACGUGCCAUUGAUAGAUGGGCACAACGAUCUACCUUGGAACAUACGAAAGUUUCUGAAGAACCAGCUAAGGGAGUUCAGGUUUGAUGACCUGAGGGACACUCAUCCUUGGUCACGAAGCGCCUGGAGCCAUACAGAUCUCAAGAGAUUAAAGGAAGGCAUGGUUGCAGCGCAGUUUUGGUCCGCGUAUGUACCCUGCUCGUCACAGCAUCUUGACUCGGUGCAGUUGGCCCUGGAACAAAUAGACCUUAUUCGCCGAUUGGUUAACAAGCAUCAGGAAAAUAUGGUCCUCGUUACUACAGCGGAAGGUAUCGAGAAGGCGCACAAAGAGAAUAGAUUAGCGAGUCUGAUAGGGGUCGAGGGGGGCCACGCUGUCGGAGCGAGUCUGGCAGUCCUGAGGAUGCUGUACGAACUGGGCGCCAGGUAUCUCACCCUCACGCACACAUGCAACACGCCUUGGGCAGACUGCAGCACGGCGGAUGAACCCGGUCAAGUGCCUCAAAUCGGUGGUCUCUCGAAUUUCGGCAAGAGUGUCGUGUUGGAGAUGAAUCGACUUGGGAUGAUGGUGGACCUCUCCCACGUCUCGGUACCCACAAUGUUGGACGCCAUGGCGACAUCGAGAGCGCCGGUGAUUUUCAGUCACAGCAGCGCUCACGCUCUUUGCAAUUCCUCGCGAAAUGUGCCUGACCACGCGCUGCAAACUUUGGCGCAGACCGGUGGUAUAGUCAUGGUAUCCUUCUAUCCCCAUUUUAUCAGCUGUGGCGAAAAAUCGACGCUCGAGGAUGUAGCAGCACACAUCGAUCACGUGCGGAAGAUCGCUGGAGUGGAUCACGUCGGCAUAGGAGCUGGAUACGACGGGAUCAAUUUGACACCAACGGGUCUGGAGGAUGUCAGCAAGUAUCCAGAGCUCUUUGCGGAAUUGCUAGCGCGUAACUGGUCGGAGAGAGACAUCCAGAAACUGGCUGGUCUGAAUCUUAUACGGGUGUUCAAGGCGGUGGAAAAGAUUCGCGACGAACUGGCCUCGAAGGGGAUGGAGCCGCUGGAGGAGGAGAUCCCGCACGAGGACAUAAUCGGUCGCGAGUACUGCCGUUAUAACAUAAAAAAUCUGAUGACACCUUAAGCUGUCGGAAUCCUCUCCUGGCGAACGCUGUGAAACGUAAACGAUCGAAUGAUCGGAGCGGAAACAAAGAGGAAGAGAGGACGAAAAAGGAGGAGAGGGAGAGAGAGAGAGAGAGAGAGAGAGAGAAAGGGAUAGAAGCAAUCAAGAGAAGAAGCUCACUGCCAGCAAAAGUAAAACUUACCCUUUAUAUCUUCACCCCAUUCACCCAUCCCCAAUUUCGCGAUUCCUCACAUCUCCCAAAGACAAUGUCCACACAUACAUAUAUGCACACAUCCUCUCCCCCCCCCUCUCUCUCUCUUUUUCUCUCUCUCUCUCUCUUAAUCCUUUCGAUCCUUCUCGACGUUAUCCAAGAUUCUCAUCUUUGUACGUAAGUAGAUAGAUAAACUCGAUUUCCGCCAAAGAUCCUGGAGCCCUGAGAUGUGAGUGUUCGCGAAGGAUAUCGAGACGGCCAGUGAAACGUUUAGUACCGUGACUAAAGCCGCGAAUAAGAAUUGCAAUUAGAUCAAGCAUUGUCAAAUUAUUU
Formica exsecta is the source of this 2340-nucleotide messenger RNA. Its product is annotated as dipeptidase 1-like. Gene Ontology annotation, biological process: proteolysis. Gene Ontology annotation, molecular function: metallodipeptidase activity. The record is from RefSeq and is a predicted model, not a curated record. The transcript is spliced from 10 exons. Lineage: Eukaryota; Metazoa; Arthropoda; Insecta; Hymenoptera; Formicidae. Bases 594 to 1817 code for a protein of 407 amino acids.